Salvia splendens (bonfire salvia) is the source of this 1248-nucleotide messenger RNA. RefSeq names its product probable 2-oxoglutarate-dependent dioxygenase AOP1. Lineage: Eukaryota; Viridiplantae; Streptophyta; Magnoliopsida; Lamiales; Lamiaceae. The record is from RefSeq and is a predicted model, not a curated record. Bases 49 to 1011 code for a protein of 320 amino acids. The transcript has 3 exons.
UUGAGUUUUCCUACAAGAAGUGAGCUGCCUAGGUUUUUAUUCAUAAAAAUGAGUCGUGUAAGCAUGAAGCUCCCUUUGAUUGAUUUGAGCAACCUAGGAGAAAAUGAUUCUCCAAGGUGGGAAUCAACCAAAACCCAAAUUCGUGAAGCCCUUGAAGAAUAUGGGAGUUUUGAAGCUACAUUCAAUAACAUUAUUCCUCUUGAGUUGAGGAAAUCAGUUGGUGAUGGUAUUCGACAACUUUUUGAUCUCCCUUUAUCCAUCAAACAACUCAACAAAAAUUCACCCAAAACUUACAAUGGCUAUGUUGGACAAAAUGAUUACGGUCGACUCGUGGAAAGUACGGGCGUCAAUGGCGUCCUCUCGUCUCACGCAGUCGACACCUUCACCAACCUCAUGUGGCCUGAUCAAGGCAAUCCCACUUUCAGCAAAGAUAUACAGUUAUAUUGUGAGAAACUGUCUGAACUAGACAAGAUUGUGAGGCGGAUGGUGGUGGAGAGUCUUGGACUGGAAAAAUACAUAGACGAACACAUGAACUCCACGGUUUACCGCUGUCGUUUCCAGAAGUACGUGGCACCUCGAACGCCUAACUCAAUGCUCGGAUUUUUUUCCCAUACAGACAAGAACAUCAUCUCCACAUUGCAUCAGCUCAAUCAUGUUAACGGUUUGCAGAUUCUUACCAAAGAUGGCAAAACUUGGAUCCCUGCAGAUCCAACAUCACUCGAUUCAUUCGUUGUCUUUGUCGGGAGCUCUUUCCAUGCAUGGACAAACGGGCAACUGCAUGCUCCAAUCCACAGGGUGGUGGUGAGCGGGGAUGAAGCUCGAUACUCUAUCGGAUUGUUUUCGAUUCCGAAAGAAGGGUACAUGAUUAAGACUCCGGAAGAGUUGGUGAAUGAAGAUCACCCUUUGCUCUACAAUCCUUUUGAUUACUAUAAGUUCCUUGAUUUUAUCUACACAAAUGCUGAUGCUAGUAGGGCUUCGCCGGAUCCUCUCAUUGAAUAUUGUGGAGCCUAAAUUCCAUGAUUACCAGCUUAUAUGUCCGCUUGUUUGGGUGUUUAAUUUCUUGUUUAUUUACUGCUAUAAUAAAAGAAGCUCUUGAUGCUUCAAAUAAAUGUGAUAGAUAAGCUCAUUUCCGGGUUUUCUUUGUUGGUUCUUUCCCGGAUCGCGAAAGAAGAGUUGAACCGCAUAUUAGAUAGAUAGUAUAUAUUUGGAGUUUGUAUUCAUUCAUAAUGUUGAAAUACAUCAUCUUAC